AUGUGCACAAAAGUUUUAUCGUGUAUUUUGUGUGGGCAGCCCAAUUUCCCAAACGUGGAUGCGUUACGGGUCAGCCUGCUCAAAGUAACGGCGCGACCUCUAAAAUGUCCAAUUUGCGGUGACGAGUUGCUCGGUUUGGACAAACUGACCAUCCACCUGUUUGGUCAUUCGCUGCUCGAAGAUCAUCAGGGUGCGCCGAACCGACAGGAAGUGGCCGAUGAGGGUAACUCGAUCAAAAGUGAUUCCAUAAGAAAUGAUACAAGUGGCAGCAAAGCAGAAGGUUCGUCGAAAAGUUUGCGGAAGGUGCGACGGAGAGAACCAUCAUCCGAAGCGGAAGUGAAGCGUAGUGAAAAUGGCACUGACAUUGGACUGGGGAAAAUGUCACCAGCUGGUGGUCCGCUUGGUGGCUCCAACUACUGCUCGAUGUGUGAUGUUGAGUUUCGUAAUCCAGCACUUCUCAAGAUGCACCAGGAAGUUUUCCACGAGAACGGAGCGGCUGCAACCAGCCCGGCCAGACUCGGUGGGGGAGACAAACGAUUCGUUUGUCACAUUUGCCCGAAGGAGUUCAAGAUGAAAGGAUCACUAAAAAUCCACAUGCGGGUUGUGCAUGCGGAUGGGCCAAAGAAGUUAUGCUUAGAAGGGACUCAUCGAGCGAACAUCACACAUGGACGUUCUUCUACUACCACGACGGCGGUUGAAGCUGCCCCCCGCAACAAUGACGUCAUGGCAAAAAACGACCAACUCAUCCCCUCGCCGAUGUCCUUGCAAAUGCUCGAUCAACAUCAAAAUAUAGCCAUUUUCCAUCCACCCGCAGCGUCCGCCGAUGGAAUUGGGGUACCACCCCCAGAACCGCACAUUAUUCAAAUUAUAGAUCCUCGACAAUUGGCGCAAGUGGUUUAUCUUCCUCCCAAUAGCUCCGGGACACCUUCCGUCGACAGUGGCAACAUUGUCGGUGCGCAACAGUUCAUACAAGAAGCUACUAAUGCUUCCCCGCGCAGAAUCGACAGCCCGUCACUGCCUUCCUCGCCCCAGCAACCGGGACAAACGGACAAUCCAAAGCAAUGGGAAUGUGAUGUUUGUCGAAAAACUUUCACUACGAAAUAUUUCCUCAAGAAACAUAAUCGACUCCACACAGGAGAAAUGCCAUACACGUGCGGUAUUUGCAAUAAAUCGUUCACGUUUCAACAGUCCUACCACAAACAUCUACUUUAUCAUAGUGAUGAAAAACCACACGUCUGUUCGGUGUGCAAUCGUGCCUUCAAGGAACUUUCUACACUGCAUAAUCACGAGCGGAUACACUCCGGUGAAAAACCUUUCGCCUGCGAAACUUGUGGAAAAUGCUUUCGCCAGCGCGUUUCUUACCUCGUGCAUCGAAGGAUACAUACCGGGCUGAUGCCGUACAAGUGUUCCGGAUGUGAGAAAAGUUUCCGUUACAAGGUUUCCCAGCGUACGCACAAAUGCCCGGCAAGUCCUCCGGGCACAGUUGUGCGGAAAACCGGUGACCUGCUGCAGAAAUUGCUCCAGUCAUCAUCCAUCCUCCCGGAAGGAUCGUCCCAUCCAGAUACGGGGAAUUUGUUUCCCGUCAGUCCUAUGGAGGAGAGCAACAAGCAGGAAGUCGAUUACGUGAACCGCACGCUAGACGAGCUUGUUCAAGGAACGUACAACAAGUUGGGUAACAUAGCUGGAACAUGUGAUUCUUCUGCCACGUUGUAUGACCAUCAGACACAGCAACAGCCAAUUUACAGCAUCUCCAUCAACGAAGCUCAAUUUAAACAACCUCAUCCUGCGCAGCUCGAACAAGUUCCAGCAGCGUCCAACUCGCCUAUGGAUGGCAGUUUUCCAAGAAUAGAAAACCUUUGCCUCCUUUCUCCAAGCGCCUUCGAUAGCGGGCAGCUUGAGGAUCUGGAAGGAUUGAAACUAGAUAACGGGUGGUAA
Anopheles coustani is the source of this 1935-nucleotide messenger RNA. Its product is annotated as zinc finger protein Xfin. NCBI's taxonomy places the organism in Eukaryota, Metazoa, Arthropoda, Insecta, Diptera, Culicidae. The coding region runs from base 1 to 1935 and encodes 644 amino acids. Gene Ontology annotation, molecular function: RNA polymerase II cis-regulatory region sequence-specific DNA binding; DNA-binding transcription factor activity. The record is from RefSeq and is a predicted model, not a curated record. Gene Ontology annotation, biological process: regulation of transcription by RNA polymerase II. The transcript is spliced from 3 exons.